Molecule: messenger RNA, 5199 nt
Organism: Closterium sp. Naga37s-1
Lineage: Eukaryota; Viridiplantae; Streptophyta; Zygnematophyceae; Desmidiales; Closteriaceae
Source: the annotation of a GenBank genome assembly
AUGGCGGAGGAGAUUUCAGCCAAUGGCUUCGCGCAAGACCGCGCCGAGCCGCCUCUCGGGGAAGACGGAUCGGGGUCCGUUAUGUCGCCGACGUCAGGCGCGGCUCGGCCCACGAACUUGGCCUCCUUAUUCGGCGACGAUAAAGACCCGCAGCCCAUGUGGCUGGAUAAGUCAGCGUUCCUGGACCCGUCGUUCGACCCCGACGCGUACAUAGCGACGGUGAGGCGCAUAGCGCCGUUGGAGUCGGUGCGCGCGGAGCUGCGGGAGCACCUGGCGGCGCUCAAGAGCGAGCUGGUGGAGCUCAUCAACCGCGACUACAACGACUUCGUCAACCUCUCCACCAAGCUCGUGGACGUGGACGGGGCGGUGCUGCGCAUGAGGGUACCCCUCACGGAGCUGAGGGCGCAACUCCUAGCAGUGCGCAGCAGCGUGGCAGCGGCGCCAGCAGCACUAGAAGACGGGCUGGCGCGCAGGGCAGAGGCGGCGACAGCGCGGCAAAUACUAGAACUCCUGCUAGACACCUCCAACGUCCUCUCCAAGGUCGAGAAGCUGCUGCUCGAACUGCACGCCAUGCCUGACGCUCCUCCCCCACCACCCUCCUCUGCCUCCGCCUCCUCCUCCACCUCCUCCUCUUCCGCGUCUGCCUCUGCUUCCGCCUCCGCCCCGCCCACUGCAUCUGCGUCCCCAGCCAAAAGACCUCCGGUUUCUCUCUCUGCAGCAGCAGCGAGGAAUGGUCCUGUUAAGGGUGGGGAGGGGGAGGGGAGUGCAGGGGAGGAGGGGGGGGAUGCGGGGGCGGGGGUGGGGGCGGGGAGGGAUGCGGAGAGGGAGUUGGAGGAGGCGCGGAGUCGGUUGUUAGAGCGGAUUGCAAGUGAGAUGAACCGGCUCAACUUCUACGUGGCCAAGGGGAAGGAUCUUCCAUUCGUGCGGUCAGUGGAGGGGCGCAUCCGGCAGGCCAGCAGCACGCUGGCAGCGCACCUGCGGCGGUGCCUGGAGCGCGGGCUGCACCAGCGGUGGCGCCGCGUGGUGUACCACUGCCUGCGCGCCUUCGCCUCCCUCGACGCCGCUGCUGACGCCGAGGAGCUCUUCCGAAGGGCCGUUGUCGCUCCCCUUGUGGCACAGGCGCUGCUGGGAGCAGCAGCAGCGGGAGGAGGAGGGGGAGGAGGAGCAGGAGGAGGGAAGCAGCAGCAGCAGGAUCUGGCGCCGUCGUCGCCCAAGUCCCCCUCCUCACCCACCUCAGCUGGAGCAGCAGGCGAUCUGCUGCAAGGCGUGUACGAGCGCAUAGAGGAGGGAGUGUCAGAGGCGUGCCGGUUUGUGGUGGGCAUAGUAGCGUCGGCGGAUGCAGGGCUGCAUGUGUUUCAGUUCCUGGCGGCCAGUGUGCUGAAAGAGGUGGCUGCUGCGCUGCACUGCUCGCACGCUGCAGCCUUUUCACCUGGCCGACCGGCGCAGUUCCUGCUCAACUACAAGGCGUCGCUUGACUUUCUCGCCUUCCUGGAAGGCUUCUGCACGAGCCGUGAAUCGCUCACCUCCUUCCGCGCGCAUCCCUGCUACACGGAUUUCCUCAAGGGGUGGAACCUCGCUGUCUACUAUGCAUCUCGCUUCCGAGAAAUCGCCGGGCUUCUAGACGACGCGCUGGUGCCGCCGCCCGCCAGCUCAGCGGCAGCAGCGGCGCGCAUGGCGGUGCAGAGGGCAGCAGCGCCGGGCAUGGGAGUGGGGCUGCAUGCAUCAGUGGUGCUGUGGGACGCGCUGCAGCGCUGCUGGCACCCCGCCGUCUUCAUCCCCUGCAUCGCCGACAAGUUCCUGCGACUUACCCUGCAGCUGCUCUCCCGGUUUGGCAAGUGGGUGAUGGCAGGAGUGGCAGCGAGGAGAGCAGGGUCAGCAGCAGACAACCCUGGAGGCGAGUGGGGGCUAGCAGCCACACCAGAGGACCUUGCACUGAUGUGGCAUGACCUGCUAGUGCUCUCGUCCAACAUCAGAGCCGCAUAUGUGGGCGAGUUGGUGCAGCAGAUGGGGCAGGGGGUGACAGCGGAGGUGCGGGCGGCAGUGCGGGGCGAGGUGGAGGGUGCAGCGGAUGCGCUUCAUGCUCUCACGGCGCAUGUGGCGGCGCUUCUCUCGGAUAUCACUGCGGAUCGAUGCAUCGAGGUCCUGAGGCCUGUGCGUGCAAUAGCAGCCAUGUAUCGUGUGCCCAGCCGCCCGCCCCCCACCCGCCACUCACACUAUGUACCGGGAGUGCUUCAACCACUCAAGGUUGUGCUGGAGGGUGACAAAGCUCGCGCAGCAGCAGCAGCAGCAGGGGCAGGAGGGGCGGAGGAGGUGUGGAGUGAGGAGAUGAGGGCGGUGGUGGUGGGUCAGGUGGUGGAGCGGGUCACUCAAAAGUUCGACGAGCUCGCCAAGGAGGUCGUUGCCACGGCGCGGCGCACGGAGUCAUCACUGAAGCUGCUGCAGCAGCGGUCCAUGAAGCGGCCCCCGGGAGCAGCGGAUGCAGGGGGGGCAUCUGGCAUGUCAGACACGGAUAAGAUCAUUGGACAGCUCUUCCUGGACGUGCAGGAGUAUGGCCGCAUCAUCCGCACGUUUGGGCUGGAGCCGACAACUGUUGCGCCCUUUGCGUCCUUCUGGAAGCGCCGUCGGCGCGCGAUUCUGAUAACUCUGGGCGUGGUGGGCGUGGGCGUGGGGUCGUACGUGGUGUAUCAACGGCUGCACGCGCGGCUGCUGGAGGACCAGCAGCGCAUCCAACGGCAGCAGCAGCAGAUCCUGGAGGAGGCGAUUCGGGAGGCGGAGGAGAAGCGCCGGGCGGAGGAGGAACGCGAGGACGCGCAGAUCCGAGCGCACUUUGAGAGCAUUCAGCGGAUAGCGGACGCCACCACGCUGCCAUCAGUGCUACCACACCUGCGCACGCAGCUCUUCUCCUCCAUCAACCUCACUGCACUCACCGACGCUCUCUUCUCCUCAAGGCAACACGCCGCUUCUGCUACUGCUGGUAGCGGAGGUGGAGGAGAAGGGGCAGCAGCAGCAGCCCCUCGUGCGCCCUUGAGUGCUCAGGAGAAGCUUCGGAUAUGGGAGGAUCUGAAAGUGCUGAGUUUCUGUCGCACGUUGUGUGGCAUGUGGUCGCUGGCACUGCUCUCCCUCUUUGUGCGUGCACAGCUCAAUGUGCUCGGCCGGCGUGUCUUCCUCGACGCCGCUGUGCGCUCCGCCAGUUCCUCUUCGCUGCAGGACCCACAGCAGCAGGCGCGGAGGAAGCGGCAGCUGCCCAUGCGGUGCCAGCACCAGUUCAUUGCUCUCGCAGACUACCUCCCCCAGAUAGGCCUGCGCGCCCUCACCAGAGACGCCCAGGCCUUCAUUGCUCCCAUCCUGGAAAGGCUUUCCCUUCGUGACAACAUCUCUCUCCCCCAGCUCCUCUCUCUCAUCCAUGACAUCCGCCUGGAAUUUGAGGCCCGAGAUUGUGCCACGUGGCAGCGCUACCUCCUCCCACUCGACAAUUACCUCCCGGCUGACCUGGCAGCUACGUCCCUUGCCGCUGAUGCAUCGGCAGGGAGAGGCGCAUCAGGGCAGGGAUUGGGGGGGAUGGGGGAAGGUGGGGGGGGAGCGAGGAUGGGCGGUGGUGGCGGGAUGGAGGAUGAGGAGGAGCAGGCUCUGCUUGGGGAACUGAUGGAUGAGUUGCGGCAUGUGCUCAGCAGCUAUGAGUUCCAGGAGGCCCUAUCAGCAUCGCUGGAUGCGCUAACAGAAGCAGCACACGAGCAUCUUGCAGCUGCGGAGGACGCACCACGAGGUGAUCCCAUGCUGAAGAAUCCCAUUCACAAGGUGGAAUGUAGCACGGCAGCUAACCCCCUCCCAUCCCCCGACCCCGCCUCUUCCUCCCGUUCUCCACUCCUGCGCUCAGACGCAUCUCAAACAGCCGUGCCAGCGUGGCCGCAGAAGGACGCUGGGCCGUACGGCUCCAACAAGGCGCCAGCUCGGCCUGACGUGGCGCCAUUACCCAGCAGCUACCCCACGGCUGUGCUCCCGUUAGGCGUGCCGGGCGAUUCCGCGCUAGCCGUGUUUUCGUACAACGACCUGCGGGCAGCCACGGAAGGGUUUCGCUCCGAUAAUAGACUGGGGGAGGGCGGGUUCGGUAUAGUGUACAAGGGGUGGGUGUGCAUGAGACCUGGCGUGCGGCCGGAGGAAGUUGCGGUGAAGGUUCUGAACCACGAGGGCCUUCAGGGACACAAGGAAUGGCUGGCGGAGGUGAAUUUCCUGGGGCAGGUGUACCACCCGCACCUGGUGCGGCUUAUAGGGUACUGUGCGGAGGCGGAGCAGCGGCUGCUGGUGUACGAGUUCAUGUGCAACGGCAGCCUCGAGGUCCACCUCUUCCGACAGCACCUGACGGUGUUGCCAUGGAGCACGCGCAUGAAGAUAGCGCUGGGAGCAGCGAGGGGCCUGGCGUACCUACAUGAGGAGGCCACUCGCCCCAUCAUCUACCGCGACUUCAAGACCUCAAAUAUUCUACUGGCAGAGGACUUCUCCGCCAAGCUAUCAGACUUUGGGCUGGCCAAGGACGGGCCGGAGAGUGGCAAGACCCACGUGUCCACGCGCGUCAUGGGCACAUACGGCUACGCUGCUCCCGAAUACGUCAUGACUGGUGGGCGGGCAGGAGGCUUGGGGGCGUGUGGGCGCAUUCCCAUCACUCCUGACUCUCUCUCUCCUGACUUUCCUUGUCACCUGCAUGUCCUCUCCCCAUCACCACCAGGCCAUCUGACUCUGAAGAGUGACGUGUACAGCUACGGGGUGGUGCUACUGGAGAUGAUCACAGGGCGGCGAUCCAUGGACAAAUCCUUCCCGCCAGAGGAGCACAGCCUGGUGGACUGGUCACGCCCCUUCCUCUCCGACCGGCGCAAGGUGUUCCGCCUGCUCGACUCGCGCCUGGACGGCAUGUACUCGGUCAAAGGCGCACAGCACGCCAUGGCUCUCGCGCAGAGCUGCCUGAACAGAGACCCCAAGGCGCGGCCGAUUAUGAGCGAUGCGGUGAAGAUCCUGGAGGCGCUGCAGGAUUUGGAUGACAUGGCGGUGUAUGGUGGGGGAGGCGGGUCCGGGAGGGGCGGGGGCGGAGGAGGGGGGCUUUCGCCGAGUUCUCCAGGAAGUGGUUCGGAGGGUGGGGGGGGUGGUGGUGGAGGUGCUGGGGGGAGAGGUGAAGCUUCAUGGCAGCAGCAGCAAGGAGGGUACUACUAG